Caenorhabditis remanei is the source of this 1647-nucleotide messenger RNA. RefSeq lists its product as uncharacterized. Lineage: Eukaryota; Metazoa; Nematoda; Chromadorea; Rhabditida; Rhabditidae. Bases 1 to 1647 code for a protein of 548 amino acids. The record is from RefSeq and is a predicted model, not a curated record. The transcript has 8 exons.
AUGGAAGAUCUAUCCCCAGAGCAAUCCUCUCCAGAACAUUCUUCUGUGGAAUCGACGGCAAUGGAAUCCACAAUGAAUACGAUUAUUCUAGACGAAAUCUGGAAACAACCGUCACGUCACGUGGCAGAUCUUCUGAAUCUAUACUUCGCUGAACACAAUGAUCAGAAGAUUAUUUGGGAAAGAGAUAAAGAGAACACAAAUGGAGAAAUGAUGAGCAAACGGGAUGAUGAUGGGGAGAAGAAGUCAGGGGAAAAAGUUGAAGAAGUUAUUAAUAAAACUAAAAAGGAAACUCCUAAAAACAAAUCUAAACACUGGUAUUCAAUCCGAGCACUCCUGCUCCCUGCGAUCCCUGAAUAUCCGUUGGAGCAGGCGAGAAUCCACGUGGCUCCAUUGUCAUCGGAGUUGCAGUUGUGCCACGUGGCGGUGGCAUAUUCACAGUCCGUGGAGCAUUCGAUAGAUCUCCAACAGACAGUGUCCUUGGCGGUUUCGUUUCAUGACAGAGCAGGUGUCUUCAUCAUGUAUUCUGGAUAUUCAAUGUUGAUGGCUCCGCAACUGUUGUCUGAAAAAGAGCAUAAUCGUAGAGACAAGCCACUGAAUCUCCACAUUCUGUCAGCACAGAUCCUGGAUCAUCAGGGCAUUGAAGUCCAUAACUCAACGUGGCAAUGCUCUGGUAUGGUUGAAGAUCGGCUGGAAACAAAAGUUGGAAACAAUUUUGAUGCAAUUUUACUUACUGUUCGGAUUAUUCUGCAAAUCUCUACAAGUGUUCAAAAGUUGGAGAAUCAUAGAUCCAGUUUGUGGAACGAAACGGUCAUUUGUUGCGAAACGUUCGAGAAUUGCCUACUCCUAUCCAAACAAACCUCAAACUGUCCCAUAUACGGUGCUGUACCAAACUCAUCCGAUAACUGUUGUACAAGUAAUAUCACGGAACAUUUGAGAGCAUCUCGGAUGAGGCAUGAAUCGACCCAAAUCCAAAAGAGCUUGAGUCUCAAUGCAAGGACAAGAGGUAUUGGUUUCAGUAUCCCUGAUGAAAUUCCACAAAGCACCAUCCUCAUCGUACCAAUCGUGACACAUUUCUCUAGACUUCUCCUUCACAAAUUCGACUCGUUGAUCUCUAUCCUGUUGAUUCAAAGUCAAUGUAGAGAACUGUUGAUUCUCAGGUGUCCACAACCAAUGCAACGAGAUUGGAGCAGAGACAAGACCCGGCAGAAGUUGAGUUCCAUUCAUAUCAUUCGGAUUGAUUGGAGCCAGUUUGAAGAAUCCAACACGAUAAGUGUAGAGAGUGUGCAUUCUCUCCCAAUCAGUAAGGUACCACUGUUGAACUUGGUUCGUGUUAAUGACCUCUUCCUGUGGCAUCCAACGAUAAUUCGCAUUAUUCUGGUUACUGUAAGUGGUGAUACGAGCAAGGGUACGGUAUUCUGGACGGAAUUUCUUGAUUUCGUCAUCCUUGAACUCUCUGUAUCCGACGAUGUAAAGACCGAGUUGCACUCCAUACAUCGAGUCGUCAGAGAUACGUACUCCCAUGUUAUUUCCAUUGUCUGUCCAGCAUCAAUAUCAGAUCUUCCAGAAAUAGCAGAGGCAGUGUUGUACCACGUGACAACGACAGCAGCAUCAGCACGGAACAUAGCUCCUCCAGCAACUCCUUCUUGA